AUGAACGAAAUCACCCGUUUCCUCUCCUACGUCCAGCCGCCUGGCCCGCUCCCACUACUCGCACUCAUGCUGUUCGCCGCACACGGCCUGUACAUCUUCAUCUACUUCUUCCGCUGCCUGGUCACAGGACCACGACUCAAGGGUCGUGAGGACUACGAAAUGUUCGUCGCGUACUGGGCCGUCUUCUUCGUCAACCUCGUUCUCGUAGGAGUGCUGCCUUGGCUGGCUGUGUGGGCAGCCAUCAAGUCGUUGGAAGGGAUCGAGGGCGUCGUGCAGCGCGGUAUUGGGAUUUGGAACAGUUUGAAGGCCUAG
Molecule: messenger RNA, 312 nt
Organism: Cutaneotrichosporon cavernicola
Lineage: Eukaryota; Fungi; Basidiomycota; Tremellomycetes; Trichosporonales; Trichosporonaceae
Exons: 2
Coding region: 1-312 (103 amino acids)
Source: RefSeq, a predicted model, not a curated record